CUCAGGCCUCAACUUGCCAGGCCGUUCCUCUAAGCUAUAAACAUGGCACUUGGAGGCCAUCUUAAACCACAGAAAACCUACAAUAAACCUAGAAGCAAAAAGGGACGCAAGCCUUAUUUAUGCUCUCAUCAUCCAUAGGAGAGAGAAGGAUCGAUGUCUUCCUCGUUUUCUUCUUCUUCUUCUUCUCUUCCGGUUGCCUUAGCCAUCUGCUUGGCUUUGCUAUUCCAAGGAUCCCGAGCUCAACUGAGCCCUUCCUUCUACAAUACCACAUGCUCUAAUGUGUCAGCCAUUGUGCUUAGCGUAGUUCGACAAGCCCAAACGUCCGAUGUUCGGAUCACUGCAAGCCUGACUCGACUCUUCUUCCAUGAUUGUUUUGUCCAAGGCUGCGAUGGAUCUGUUUUGCUGGACAGCAGCUCUACCAUAGUGAGUGAGAAGGGUGCCGCUCCGAAUGCCAACUCGCUUCGGGGUUUUAAUGUGGUUGACAACAUCAAGGCUGCAGUGGAGAGAGCUUGCCCAGGAGUAGUCUCGUGCGCUGAUAUCCUUGCCCUUGCUGCCGAAGCUUCAGUUAGAUCUUCAGGAGGUCCCUCAUGGUCUGUGUUACUUGGAAGAAGGGAUAGCACCACCGCCAACAUGAACGCUGCCAACAACCUUCCCAGCCCCUUCGACAGCUUAACUGGACUCCAGUCCAAAUUCUCUGCCGUCGGCCUCAGCAAUACUGAUCUCGUCGCCUUAUCAGGAGCCCACACCUUUGGUCGAGCACAGUGCAGAACCUUUAGCAGCCGGCUCUAUAACUUCAGCAGCACAGGCAAACCGGACCCAACCUUGAACCCCUCUUACCGGGCCACACUGCAGCAGAACUGCCCUCAGGGAGGGGCAGGUAGCAGUAAUCUCAACAAUCUCGACCCGACCACGCCGAACACCUUCGACAGGAACUACUUCACCAACCUUCAGGGCAACCGCGGGCUUCUACAGUCGGACCAAGAGCUCCUCUCAACAAGUGGAGCUCCCACCGCUUCGAUCGUCAACAGCUUUGCGAGCAGCCAGACCGUCUUCUUCCAGAACUUCGUUCGGUCGAUGAUAAAUAUGGGGAACAUUAGUCCCCUCACAGGGAGCAGGGGGCAGAUAAGGAGCAACUGCAGGAAGGUCAAUGGGAGCUGAGGAUUUUUGAAGUUGGAGGAGGAGGGUUGGUUGUAAGCAGGGAUAGUAUACGAAUAAAGCCCACAAGAAGUUGUGUGGCAAGCAGUUGUUCUGCAAGGCUUUGGUUAUGCGAGCCAAGUGCUCAACUUGUAUCAGCUAAGAGUAAAAACAAGGCAAAAUGCCUGUUUGCUCGUCCUUAAUGAAAUAAAUAGGAGAAAAUUUGGCCAAGCA
Messenger RNA from Phoenix dactylifera (date palm), 1368 nucleotides. Its product is annotated as peroxidase 15-like. The record is from RefSeq and is a predicted model, not a curated record. Lineage: Eukaryota; Viridiplantae; Streptophyta; Magnoliopsida; Arecales; Arecaceae. Gene Ontology annotation, biological process: response to oxidative stress; hydrogen peroxide catabolic process. Gene Ontology annotation, molecular function: peroxidase activity; heme binding.